AUGAACCUACAGCUUGACAAAACAUGCUCGUGGAUGGAUAGCGGUGGAAACUACAGCAGUGAGUGGCACCUUCCUGGCACUCCACGAGACUCCUUCUGUCAAUGGCCUGGCUUCCAAGCCGAUUAUAGGCAAUUUCCAGUAGACUGGAGUUAUGUUCAAAACACUUCCUGGUCCGAUAUGGAAUCUGUUUCCUAUGCGCCUGUCCAGCAAGAUCAAGUUCAUGGUAUGGACUGGUUUCAAUAUGGGUCUGACCUCGAGUCUGAGGUCGAGUUCAUCGCGAGGAAUCCCACUGUCGAACCAUUCAGUGUAAACAAGUCGACAAUAAGUGAAAAUACGCCCGCCGAAACAUCCAAUGGCGGUUGGAGGAAGACGUCCUGGCCAGACUUUGAAGAGUCCACACGCCUCGUCUGCGGCGACCACGAACACUCCAGCCACACCCGCAGCAGCAUACCCCAUCCGUUCCCCCGACGGCAAUUCAAAUGCACCGUUGCAAGGUGCAGUAGUCGCUUUCGAUAUCUCAAAGGCCUACAGCGUCAUCUGUCCAGUCACCAGGCUGAAAGGUCAUAUGUCUGCUGGGUUCCAGAGUGCCAGCGCCGCUUCACCCGUGGCGACAACCUCAAAACCCAUUAUGCCACACAUGGGAGACCGGGCGGCCGCAAUCGCUACGUGGCGACUCUGGAUCGGACUAGCUCGGCCUAUGAUCCUUCUUUUCGUGGACGGCUGACGUCCGAUGGGUGGCCAGUCACGGAGGGACAAGGCUCGUCCGAUAUGUAA
Molecule: messenger RNA, 774 nt
Organism: Penicillium brasilianum
Lineage: Eukaryota; Fungi; Ascomycota; Eurotiomycetes; Eurotiales; Aspergillaceae
Source: the annotation of a GenBank genome assembly